Messenger RNA from Striga asiatica, 456 nucleotides. The record is from the annotation of a GenBank genome assembly. Lineage: Eukaryota; Viridiplantae; Streptophyta; Magnoliopsida; Lamiales; Orobanchaceae.
AUGAACAUGAGGCUUAGGUUCAAUUUGCGCUUGAGAAAGGAAUCCCAACAAUAUCUGCGGUUAUGGGUACGAGAGACUUCCGAUGUUGUUCAUUGUGCACGUUGUGGUAAGCUUCUCUUGGAGCUGAACCGUUUACUGCGACCUGGUGGUUUCUUUGUUUGGUCUGCGACUCCCAUUUACCAGAAACUUCCAGAGGAUGUUGAGAUAUGGGAAGCCAUGAAGCAGUUGACAAAAGCAUUGUGCUGGGAAGUUGUCUCGAUAACCAAGGACAUAAUAAAUGGAGUUGGAAUCGCCUUGUACCAAAAGCCCACUAUAAAUGAAUGCUAUGAACAGAGGUCAAAAAAUGAGCCUCCUCUAUGCCAAGACACUGAUGACGCCAAUUCUGCUUGGAAUGUGCUUGCAAGCAUGCACAAAGUUCCUGUAGAAAAAAAGUUGUUAAAAAAAUUAAAUCGAUGA